UUGGAGCUACUAACAGGCAGGAAGACCGCAGUAUUCGAUCAUUAAACCUGUGCGAUAGAUAUCUUAACAGUUCUUGUGACGAACAUUACUGGAACGUAGCCAUGGGGGAAAGGAUUGGUGUGCUGCAGUGGGGAUUUUACUGCGUGGUAGCGCUGACUGCCUUGCCCCCAAUGACGCACGGAGAAACUUACCAAACCUUUUCAAUGGAAUGUGGCGGUACUGUUGACCUGAGUAACACCGAAGCUGCGUUUCUAUCGUACUCGUACGAGCCCGGGCAGGACUGUACCGCGACAUUCACCGGAGUAUCAGGCAAGAAAUUCCUGCUCCACUUCGUGACCCUUGACCUGGGACCUGAUGACACCUGUGAUGAUCAAGAGUUACGGAUCUACGAUGGCGAACAAGCUUCUGGUGACUUGCUGGCAUCGGUGUGCGGAAACGAACAGGAAGACGUCACCACUUCGUCCAACGUCGUCACUCUUCGGCUAACUUCGGGUGACUCGGCGAGUGGCGAUUUCAGGAUCCAGUACACGAUGUUCUACGACUCCGAAGGUGAUGCAUGCCAGGAGAGUGAUGACUUCCGGUGUGAUGACGGGAAGUGUAUCCGGUCGGAGUUACGUCAGGACGGAUACUGUAACUGUCCGGGGAGUGCGGAUGAACCCGACGGGUGUGAAGCUGGAGGCGUAUCAGACAGCGGCGAAGCAGAACCGGAAGGGGAACCGGAACCGGAAUCUGAACCAGAGCCGGAAUCUGAACCGGAACCGGAAUCAGAAUGGAUUCCGGAACUCGGAAUGACCAUGUGGGCACUGACCGGAAUCGUCAUCGGGAUUGUCGCCUUUCUCAUUUUCACAGGAGUGGCUGUUUACUUCGCAGUCAAGCAUUUCAAGAAAGGCAGCGUUGGCGGAAGACCCGGCCCGACAUCAACCAUACCCAUGGAGCAGCCUCCUGCUUAUUCCCCUCAGUCCAAAACUGGACCGGCUCCUAUUAGUGCAUAGACAAACACCAAGUCGAAGGAAUCAGACUGCUGUAUUUUGAGUUUUUUUUGCAUUUCAAGUUCACAGGCCGCUGGAAAGUUUUCGUUUGUGCGUUUACGUGAAUGCAUGGGAAGUUUUGAGGGGGUUAUACAAUGUAAUUUAAUUGGUUAUUAUAUUACACCAUUUUCUGAUUCUCUCCCACACCGCCCACAAACACCCUCCCGGUGCGUGGGAGUAAGUGGACGAGUGGGACUAAUUAAGUGGGCUUAUUGGUAGGGUGAUCACCCAAGGCUUGACCACCCUAUCAAGCUCCUGUCAAAAUUACCUACCACCCUCCACGCAGUUGCGCCUUAAACACAACUCAGACACCCAAAACCAGGAAAUAAUUCGACCUGGAAAUAUUUGUAAUGUUCUGCAAUUAUUAGAUGCUUAGGACAAUUCCAUUUUCAAGCUUCAGUAAUGGUGUACGUUACGUUUUGUUUCUUGUUAAGCUUUUGACUUAUUGUGUUUCUUUUCUGUUACCCGCGAUGUAAUGUUACGGAAUGUUUCGCGCGUGAUCAUGAAAACAAUGAAAAAAUACUGUAGCAACAACGGUAAGUCUUAAUCCACGACAAAUCCGACAUGGCGAAUAAAAGUUAGUUCUGUGUGAUUGUAA
Messenger RNA from Branchiostoma belcheri (Belcher's lancelet), 1626 nucleotides. RefSeq names its product enteropeptidase-like. The record is from RefSeq and is a predicted model, not a curated record. Lineage: Eukaryota; Metazoa; Chordata; Leptocardii; Amphioxiformes; Branchiostomatidae. Gene Ontology annotation, molecular function: protein binding. Bases 102 to 992 code for a protein of 296 amino acids. The transcript has 6 exons.